Molecule: messenger RNA, 2244 nt
Organism: Purpureocillium lilacinum
Lineage: Eukaryota; Fungi; Ascomycota; Sordariomycetes; Hypocreales; Ophiocordycipitaceae
Product: SCF ubiquitin ligase complex subunit
Cellular component (GO): cytoplasm
Molecular function (GO): protein binding
Source: RefSeq, a predicted model, not a curated record
AUGGCUACUAGAUCGGCCCGCCCGACAGACGAUCAGGACGACUCCCGCUCGUCCUCGUCGACCACCUCGCCCGCCCCGGCCGACAACGAGGAGUCCGACUUCUUCCUGGGCGCCAACGACUCCCAGUCGUCGCUCGGCGUGCCCAACUUCCAGGACAUGCAGGUCGACGAUGCCUGUUGGCCCCCGGUCAGCCGGCUGCCCAACGAGAUCCUCAUCAGCGUCUUCGCCAAGCUAAGCGCCUCGUCCGAUCUGUACCACUGCAUGCUUGUCUCAAAACGCUGGGCUAGGAACGCAGUCGACCUCUUGUGGCACCGGCCUGCAUGUACAAACUGGCGCAACCACAGCAGCAUUUGCCAGACGCUGGGCCUCGAGCACCCCUUCUUCUCGUACCGCGACUUCAUCAAGCGCCUGAACCUCGCUUCCCUUGCCGAUAAGGUCAACGAUGGCAGCGUCCAGCCGCUCGCCGUCUGCACCAGGGUCGAACGCCUGACCCUGACUAACUGUCGUGGCCUCACCGACUCUGGCCUGAUUUCUCUCGUCGAGAACAGUGCCUCCCUGCUCGCUCUCGACAUCUCCAACGACAAAAACAUCACCGAGCAAUCCAUCAACGCCAUCGCUGAGCACUGCAAGCGACUGCAGGGGCUCAACAUCUCUGGAUGCGAGGCUAUUUCUAAUGAGAGCAUGAUCACGCUUGCGCAAAGCUGCAAGUACAUCAAGCGGCUGAAACUCAACGAGUGCGGCCAACUCCGCGACAACGCAAUCCUCGCCUUUGCCGAACACUGCCCGAAUAUCCUCGAGAUCGACUUGUACCAGUGUUUCCAGAUUGGAAACGGCCCCAUCACAGCUUUGCUGUCCAAAGGCAACUGUCUGCGCGAGCUCCGCCUUGCCAGUUGCGACCUCAUCGACGAUAACGCCUUCUUGAGCCUGCCGGAGGGCCAGACAUACGAGCAUUUGCGGAUACUCGACUUGACGUCUUGCACGCGGCUCACCGACGCGGCUGUCGCCAAGAUUAUCGAUGCUGCGCCUCGUUUGCGCAACCUCGUCCUCGCCAAGUGUCGCAAUAUUACAGAUGCAGCCGUCAAUGCCAUCUCGAAACUCGGUAAGAACCUGCACUACGUGCAUCUCGGCCACUGCGGACAGAUCACGGAUGAGGGCGUCAAGAAGCUUGUCAGCGCAUGUAAUCGAAUCCGGUAUAUCGACCUGGGCUGCUGCACCAACCUCACCGACGACUCCGUGAAGCGCCUGGCGUUGCUUCCCAAGUUGAAGAGAAUUGGUCUGGUAAAGUGCAGCUCAAUAACCGAUGAUAGCGUCUUUGCGCUCGCCGAGGCUGCAUACCGGCCUCGCGUGCGACGAGAUGCUAGUGGAGUGUUUGUCGGCGGAGAGUACUACGCAUCGAGUCUUGAGCGAGUGCACUUGAGCUACUGCGUGAAUCUGACACUCAGGAGCGUUAUGCGACUCCUCAACUCGUGCCCUCGGCUGACGCACUUGAGCCUGACGGGCGUCGCUGCGUUCCAGCGCGACGACUUCCAGGCGUUCUGCCGCGUUGCGCCUCCUGAGUUCACACAGCAUCAGCGAGAUGUUUUCUGCGUCUUCUCCGGAAGCAUGGUUUCACAGUUUCGAGAAUUCCUUAACACGUCCCCGAGGUUCCAAGAGCUCCGAGACAGCCUGCCUUACCGCGCAGGUGGCAGCCGAGCCCGAGGCGCGGCCGCUCGCCGGUCCAACGCCAUGGCCAACAACUUGCCCACCGCCGAGGGCGAAGGUUUUGACGAUGAGAUGGCCGACGAGGAGAACGACUUCGAAGGCAUGGAUGGGAGCGAAAUGGCCGUGGACGCGCAGGUCCAGAACCAACACCAUAACCAGCUUGGGUCGCAGCACAACCCCCUUCUGCCCCAGGCAGCACCGACGAUACCCAUUCCACCCCCGGCCCCGAGUCUGAGCCAGCACCCAUUCGCCGACGCUGGAUCCGGUGCUCCUGUGGCUGCCCAUCCUUAUGCGUACCAUCCCUCUGCAUACCAUCCACCGGCCCCAUUGGGCCCGCUGGCCUUCUCCAGCUUCAUAAACAACGAAGCAGCCAGCGGCGCGCCACCUCUCAGCGCGCAUGGCCACGUUCAGGCCAGCAUGGCUCCUCUGAGCUCUGAUCCGGGCCCGUCGACUCAAGGGGCAAGCACUGCCAAUGGUGCACCCGCAACAGCGAGCACAGCGCCUGUCCAGUGGCCCUACCACCAGGACCCGCUUGGAGAAUAG